Messenger RNA from Etheostoma cragini (Arkansas darter), 6101 nucleotides. RefSeq names its product microtubule associated monooxygenase, calponin and LIM domain containing 2b (gene mical2b). Gene Ontology annotation, molecular function: FAD binding; protein binding. NCBI's taxonomy places the organism in Eukaryota, Metazoa, Chordata, Actinopteri, Perciformes, Percidae. The transcript is spliced from 38 exons. The record is from RefSeq and is a predicted model, not a curated record. Bases 354 to 5909 code for a protein of 1851 amino acids.
CUCUGUCCUGUAACGUCAGUCAGAUUUGACGCUAGUCUACAACACGGGGGGCAGGCAGCGCACUUAUCAUGUGAGUAGGAACAGGUAGCUGAAGAGAACCGCAGCGCCGGCUUUACGGGUGUGUUAAUCAACUUGUGAGGUUAAUUUGUGACUUCUAUUGUCGUCAUUUUGUGGAUAAAACCCGGAGGACGCCAACGGGAGUGCUGUGUAUUUUUCAUGGACUCUCCGGUAACUAGCUAAUCAUGAUGGCACACACCGCGUCAUAGGAAUCCAGUCCUGACAGUGUGGAAGGAGGGAACAGGAGAAGACGGCAGGAGAGGAAGAAGAGAGAGAGGUUUUUAUAAUUGGAGCAGAUGGGUGAGACGGAGGAUGAGCGUACAGCGCAGGCCAGCGUGCUCUUUGAGAACUUUGUCAAGGCGUCCACUUGUAAAGGGACUCUGCAGGCCUUCAGCAUCCUCUGCAGGCAGCUGGAGCUGGAUCCCCUGGACUACAACAACUUCUACAACUCACUGAAAGCUGCAAUCAGCACCUGGAAGGUCAAGGCGCUGUGGGCCAAACUGGACAAAAGGGCACAGCACAAGGUCUACAACCAGAAUAAGGCCUGCCAGGGCACAAUGUGCCUGAUCAUUGGUGGGGGUCCUUGUGGUCUGCGGACAGCCAUCGAGCUGGCCCUGUUGGGCUGUAAGGUGGUGGUGAUUGAGAAGAGGGACACCUUCUCCAGGAACAACGUGCUCCACCUCUGGCCUUUCACCAUCCACGACCUCAAGGGCCUUGGAGCCAAGAAGUUCUACGGAAAGUUCUGCGCUGGCUCCAUUGACCACAUCAGUAUCCGCCAGCUCCAGCUGAUGCUGAUGAAAGUAAGUCUGAUUCUGGGAGUGGAAAUUCAUGUUAACGUGGAGUUCGUCAAACUUGUGGAGCCACCCGCAGAGCAGACUGACAGCAGUCCCGGGUGGCGAGCAGAAGUCCGGCCCUCCAGCCAUCUUGUCUCAAACUACGAUUGGGAUUUGGUGAUUGGAGCCGACGGACGCAAAAACACAUUAGAUGGUUUUGGUCGUAAAGAGUUUCGAGGGAAGUUGGCCAUCGCCAUCACAGCUAACUUUGUCAACAGGAACACCACAGCAGAGGCCAAAGUGGAGGAGAUCAGUGGUGUGGCCUCCAUCUUUAACCAGAAGUUCUUUCUGGAACUUAAGGAAGAGACGGGAAUUGAUUUGGAGAACAUAGUUUACUACAAAGACAACACCCACUACUUUGUCAUGACGGCAAAGAAGCAGAGUCUACUGGACAAAGGGGUUAUCAUAAAUGACUAUAUGGAAACGGAACGACUACUGAGUGCUGACAACGUCGACCAGGAAGCAUUGCUCUCAUACGCCCGUGAAGCAGCUGACUUUGGCACAAACUACCAGCUGCCAUCCCUGGACUACGCCAUUAACCAUUACGGGCAGCCUGAUGUUACCAUGUUUGACUUCACCAGCAUGUACGCCUCAGAGAAUGCCGCCUUAAUCAGGGAGAAACGCGGACAUCAGUUACUGGUUGCACUGGUCGGAGAUAGUCUGCUUGAGCCUUUCUGGCCCAUGGGUACAGGUUGUGCUCGGGGUUUUCUGGCAGCCUUUGACAGUGCAUGGAUGGUGAGGGGCUGGGCACAAGGCAGGAGUCCUCUGGAGAUACUGGCUGAAAGAGAGAGCAUCUACCGGUUGCUGCCUCAGACCACCACAGAGAACAUCAGUAAAAACUUUGAACAGUACACCAUUGACCCUGCCAGCCGCUACCCCAACCUCAACUCUAGCUGUGUACGCCCACACCAGGUGCGUCACCUGUUCAUUGCCAGCCAACAGGACUUGUGUCACCUGGAAAGAGGAGGACCCACACGUAGAUCAGUGAACUUGUCCAGACGAGAGUCUGAGGUGCAUCCUGGCCGGCUGUUGUGCUGGUGUCAGAAGCAGACUCAGGGCUACAGAGGGGUCAACGUCAUCAACCUUACAUCUUCCUGGAAGAGCGGCCUGGCCUUCUGCGCGCUCAUACACCACCAGAGGCCUGAGCUCAUUGACUAUGACUCUCUUAACGAGGAGGACAUGGCGGGAAACAACCAGUUGGCGUUUGACUUGGCCGAGCAAGAGUUUGGCAUCCAGCCAGUGACAAGAGGGAACGAGAUGGCUGCAGAGGCUGAACCGGACAAGCUGCUGAUGGUUCUCUACCUCUCUAAAUUCUACGAGGCCUUCUGCAACUCCCCAGAAAACAAAAACGGUUCAAGAGAACCACAUGAGAUUGGUGAAGGAUAUCUAGCUGAAAACAACUACAAACUGCUGAAUCUGCCUCAGCCAAAGAAGAGGAUACCCAGGCAUGAAAAGAAACUGGAAGACAAUUUUGUUAACAAGAGACGACGAAAGGCCCACAACUUCGUCACAGGGUUGUCUUGUCAUAGUGUAUCCCCUGCUGGUGAGGCUGGGGAGCUGCGGGAGAACAAGGUCCGCUCCAUGGCUACUCAGCUGCUGGCCAAAUUUGAGGAGAACUCCUCGACAUUAAAGUCUGUUGAGGAGCCAUCCGAUCCCUACUUUUCCCCCCCUCCGUCUCUUUCCACCACCGCACAUCCUCUCUUAAAGGAGGAGGAGGAGGAUGAGGACCAGGAGAAGAGGGAAAACCCACGUUUUGCAAAGCCCAAGAAUGUCCCCCCUCCACCUCCUCAACCUUCUCCUCGACCAAAGUGGCAGCCGUCAAUCUACCUCCGCCUACUGGAGAAUCCCAGUGCUGUGGCUCAGCAAACCACUUUCCUCUAUUCCCCUGCAUCUUUCUACCCUCAGAGUGGCUACAGUCAUUCUCCUUCACCUAAUGGUCAAUUAAGUCCUCCCCGCUCACCAAGCCCUAAUGUUACUGAACAUUACUACACAGAAUGCACCUCUACAGAUGUGACAAACAGCCAUAUAGCUGCUUCUACUCUCUCUGCUUCGGAUGUUGACCAUUCUUUGGUGAGGUCAGAGGAGUCAAUGCAGAAGCAGAAUAAAGACCAGAGACUGUCUACUAAAGAAUUUUAUGGGAGGAGUAUAAAAGAUAGAGCGGUCCUCCUCUCCUCCAUGUUUCCUGGGUCCAACAAACCUCCUGCUUCUCUUUCUGAAUCAAAGGUGGAAAUAUCUACCUCUUCCCAUCCUUCCCUUUCCCCACCUCUUCCUCCUUCUCCUUCUGCCUAUGUUUCAAAGAGCCCUUCAGUCUUCCCUGUAGUCCACCCUGUCCCUGACCCCACUGCCCAGGCUGGUUUCUCCUCUGUCCCCCUGUACACUGCUGGACACAAGGAAAAGAUGCAUAAAGACUCCUCUACUCCUUCAUCCUACACUGACUCACUCUCAAAAAAUGGGCAAAUUUCUUGUCUUGUUGUUGAUUCUUCCACAUGCAGCAACCCAACAUAUGCAGCCCACUUUUCGACUUGCUCUGAUGAGGGCCAGGAGAGCUCCUCCGCACUCUGUGAUUCUAAUUGUGAAAAUGGACAUAGAAGUUUAGCUCCCUCUUUAUUGCAGAAGGGAAACUAUGAAAGAAUACAUGAGAGUUCUCGGAAUAAUCUGGAAAGUGAAAAGGAGAACGUCCAAAAAACUCUGAAGACAUUUGAUGACAAGAAAUUAACCGCAAGUGAUCAAAUGAAGUGCAAUGGGAGCUGCGUUCUUGAGAACCCUAAAGGAAAUAUUCAAAAGUCAAUUGUUCGCUCUGAGAGUUGUCCGACAGGAGCUGCUUGUUACAUUAAAGAGCGUACAGUCGGAAAGGUAUCAUCAGCCAUAGAUGCUAAAGCUCAGAUAUUGGCCGCCCUGUAUGAGACAGAUCACAGGCCCAAUGCCACACCGUGUGUGGUACGUAAGGACCUCCCUCCUGGUCUUGGCGGCAGUGACAUUUGUCACUUCUGCACCAAGCGGGUGUACGUGAUGGAGAGACUGAGCGCUGAGGGCUAUUUCUUCCACCGCGAGUGUUUCCGUUGUGACAUCUGUAACAGCACACUUCGUCUGGGAGGGCACAUCUUCGACUCACAGGAAGGAAAGUUCUACUGCAAGAUGCAUUAUGCCCAGCGCCAGUCCAGCACUUACAUGGGGAGGUUCAGAAGGAGAAUGGAAAACCAAAGCCGUGGCAUACCCUUGUCAUUAGACCGUGGGAGCUACUCAGCGAUGGGCAGUGUCCAGAUUCAACCCCCAGGCGGGGCGUCCAGCUUGCAUUCAGAGUUUAAUGAAGGUCAGAAAGGAGUUCCUGAAGACACAGAGAUGGCUAUUGAAGCUCUGGAUGCUUCCUGUGUAGUCAGAACCCCAGCAAAAGAUAAUGCAGGGGCCAAGGGCCAAAGCCAGGACAGUAGUAAAGAUUACUGUAACACCAAACCUAGUAAUCAAUGGAAACGGAAGAUCAAAGCCACCUUCCCUCUGAUCUUCAUCAAGCACUUCCAGAAAAGUUGGCCUCCAUACAAAGAAGGACCAGAGACUGUCCCUGAAGCAGACUCUGACUUUGAGCAGAUCACAUUAGCAGGAAAAGAAACUAACUCUGACAGUAGUUCCAAGACAUCAGCAGAGAAGAGCGAAGAGCACUCAGUUACAAUUAAGACAGUCUGCGACUUGGCCACCCCAAAAAAACGCUUGAUGUUACCUCUCUCUGAAAAAGAGAAGCUUCUGAACUGGGACCUUCUGGUCACACCAGAGGAAACUACAGUUAACACAAACCCCAAAAACAAACAUCAACAUAAAGACAAGGUACAAGCAGAGACAGAAGCAGAUAAGCUUCAGACAGACUGGGGCCAGAACAUGGAAUCAUCUCAGAGCCAAACCUCUGCCUCGUCUCCCUCAGCCUUUCAGCUUUUAGCAAACGCCUUUAGAAGGACAUUUAGUGUGACCAAUCCCUCCAGCAUGACCAACCCUGCAGUCACAAUGAGGACCAAACGUGACGGCCCCUGCAAAAAGAGGCCUAUGUCAGAAGGAGUGUUGAGCUCUAGCUCCUUCUUAAGCACCACGGGUCUAGAACCAUCUACAGAUGAGAAGAAGGCCGGCAAGCGUAAAGCUCGGGGGGCAUCUACAGGGGCCAAUCCAUGGGGGGCCGGGCAAGACCUUCCCUCUCUGUUACAGCAGGUUUCCAUAAAGGGCUCCAGACACUCGGGAGGGGUGUUCACUGACAACAUGGCCUCGUUGCCAGGCAAGAGUGUGAAUUUGUUCUCAUCCCUUAGCCUCAGGAAAAGGGAGGAGUCAGAGAGUGAGGGACAGGACCAGGAGGUGCAAAAGAUCCUCAUCAAUCUCAGAACCAAAGCCUCCCAAAAACAGAAUCUUGAAGAGCCUUCCUCUAGUGACGAUGAAAAUGAAAACCUGACAUCCAAUCAGAAGCUGGGUCCAGCGAGACAGAGGCAGAAGCAAGAAAAGACAGUGGCCCAGCAGGCUAAAAGAGAACUGCUGAAGAGGCUUCACAGAGCUCAGGCUAUCCAGAGACAACUGGAGGAGGUUUCAGAGAAACAGAGAAAUCUGGAGGAGAGAGGAGUGGCUAUAGAAAAAAUCCUAAGAGGAGAAACAGAAUCAUCUCAGACAGAUGACGAGGCCCAGCUCUAUCAGUCCUGGUUUAAACUUGUUCUGGAGAAGAACAAAUUGGCCCGCUAUGAGUCUGAACUCAUGAUUUUUGCUCAGGAGCUUGAACUGGAGGACACACAGAGCCAACUGCAGCAGGAUUUACGACAAAGGAUGGCAAUAGAAGAUACAAAGAAGAGUGCCUCUGAGCUGCAGGAAGAGCAGGAGAUCCUGUCAGAGAUUAUGAAGACAGUGGAGAAACGAGACAUGUUGGUCUCUAUACUGGAGGAGCAAAGGCUGAAGGAGAGGGCUGAGGAUAAGGACCUGGAGAGCCUUGUGCUGUCCAAGGGCUACGAGUUUCACUGGGCCCAGGCCAAUUUAAGCUGGGGGCAAGAGAAGCUAGAGUGAAGGUUGAAUGUUGAGCAUCUCAGUGGUAAAAAGCAGGAUAUAUAGUAAAGGUAGAAAAGUACUGUAAGGCUCUACAUAACACUAUUUCUUUAAAAUAAAACAGGUAAAUUUUUACCAUUCUAGUUUGCAUCUAGCAUAUCCUCAUAAAGCUACAAAUCUAGCUAAUGUGGGGAGGAUGGAAAUGUAAUGAAA